AUGUCAGCUUGUAAUAUGACUUUAACCCACCCAGCGGUCUUCUUGUUGGUGGGCAUCCCAGGCCUGGAGCACCUUCACAUUUGGAUCUCCAUCCCCUUCUGCUCAGCCUACACGUUGGCCCUGCUUGGCAACAGCAUCCUCCUUUUUAUCAUUUGGGCUGAUUCAGCCCUUCAUGAAGCCAUGUACUUCUUUUUAGCCAUGUUGGCAGCUAUUGAUUUAGUUCUUUCCUCUUCAACACUGCCAAAAAUGCUGGCCAUAUUCUGGUUUAGAGAUCAAGAGAUCAGUUUCUAUGCCUGUCUGGUCCAGAUGUUCUUUCUCCACUCGUUCGCCAUCAUGGAGUCAGCAGUGCUCCUGGCCAUGGCCUUGGACCGCUACGUGGCCAUCUGUAAGCCACUACACUACACCACAAUCCUGACUGGGCCCCUUAUCACCAAGAUUGGCAUGGCCGUUGUGACUCGGGCUGUGACACUAAUGACUCCACUCCCCUUUCUGCUCCGACGCUUCCCCUACUGCCGGGGCCGAGUGAUUGCUCACUCCUACUGUGAACACAUGGCUGUGGUAAGGCUGGCGUGUGGGGACACCCGCUUCAAUAAUAUCUAUGGCAUUGCUGUGGCCAUGUUUAUUGUGGUGUUGGACCUGCUGUUCAUCAUUUUGUCUUAUAUUUUCAUCCUUCGGGCAGUUCUCCAGCUUGCCUCUCAGGAAGCCCGCUACAAAGCAUUUGGGACAUGUGUGUCUCACAUAGGUGCCAUCUUAGCUUUCUACACACCUGUAGUCAUCUCGUCAGUCAUGCACCGUGUAGCUCGUCAGGCUGCCCCUCAUGUUCACAUUCUUCUUGCCAAUUUCUAUCUGCUCUUCCCACCCAUGGUCAAUCCCAUCAUUUAUGGUGUCAAGACCAAGCAGAUUCGGGAGCGGGUCUUAGGACUACUCCAGAGAAAGGAUGCAAAAGAAAGGUGA
Molecule: messenger RNA, 954 nt
Organism: Heterocephalus glaber (naked mole-rat)
Lineage: Eukaryota; Metazoa; Chordata; Mammalia; Rodentia; Bathyergidae
Product: olfactory receptor 52K2
Biological process (GO): G protein-coupled receptor signaling pathway
Cellular component (GO): plasma membrane
Molecular function (GO): olfactory receptor activity; G protein-coupled receptor activity
Source: RefSeq, a predicted model, not a curated record